UCCGAACCUGCAGCCAGGGGGGCGGUGGCCGACUCCCGAUGUCGUCCCUGGCGGCCCCAGGUUCAGACAGCUGAUUUGAAUACCAGAACCAGCAUUUUCCCCCAGAAUCUCAGAAAAGAGUUGUCAAGCAGAUCCCAGACCCAGAGAGCAGGUGCUUUGGACAAUGAACUGGAUAAGCCCAUUCCUGAUGUAAAAAUGUCGCACAGUAACCGGGAGCUGGUGAUUGACUUUCUUUCUUACAAGCUCUCACAGAAAGGAUACAAUUGGAGUCAGUUUGAAGAUGAGAACAGGACUGAGGUUCUAGAAGGGGCAGAGAUACCUAGUACUGUGAAUGGCAGUCCCUCUUGGCACCCCGCUGACAGCCGUGCUGUGAGUGGGGCCACAGGGCACAGCAGCAGCCUGGAUGCCCAUGAGACAAUACCAGUGGCUGCUGUGAAGCAAGCUUUGAGGGAGGCAGGAGAUGAAUUUGAACUUCGGUACAGGCGGGCAUUCAGUGACCUGACAUCCCAGCUCCACAUCACUCCAGGAACAGCUUAUCAGAGCUUUGAGCAGGUAGUGAAUGAACUCUUCCGGGAUGGGGUGAACUGGGGCCGAAUUGUGGCAUUCUUCUCCUUCGGAGGGGCAUUGUGUGUGGAAAGCGUGGAUAAGGAGAUGGAAGUCUUGGUAGGACGCAUCACCUCCUGGAUGGCCACUUACUUGGAUGACCACCUAGACCCUUGGAUCCAAGAAAAUGGCGGCUGGGACACCUUCGUGGAACUUUAUGGGAAUGAUGCAGCUGCAGAGAGCCGGAAGGGCCAGGAACGCUUCAACCGAUGGCUGCUGACUGGCAUGACAGUGGCCGGUGUAGUCCUGCUGGGGUCCCUAUUCAGCCGGAAGUGACCAUAUACACUGAAUCUACCUUGGAACCUUGGAACCUAUCUGAUCCACCCCACCACACCCCAUUCUGGUCUGUACUCUGUCUUGACACAGAGGAAAACCACUACAUGAAGCUGACAUCUAUCACAUGGGGCUGAACCAUCCCAAUCCCCUCUCCACUCCUCAUCUCCUAGUUCCCCAGUAUGCAGUCUGAGACCCUUGGCCCCUUUGAUCUCUAAGUCCUCCAGAAAGAAAAAACAUACAACUUCUUGAACCUCUGCAACACUGGGGGGUGCUGGCUGCCUAGUCAUGACCUCUUCCCUGUCUUCAAACUGCCUAGAGCUGGGCCUCUCCCCAAACCUGACCAAAUCAAGAAGGAUCAAAAAAACUUAUAAAAAACCUCCAUAGAAUUUUUCAGUGGUAGGGAGAAACAGAAUAAAUUAACUUCAUUUUUAUUUUUGUGUUAUCUUUCCGGUCCCUAAUGUUGGGAAGGGCCAAGAAGAGGUAUUCUCUGAACCAGGCCUCUACAUUACCAAGGACAGAUUUUUCUCUAAAGACUUCCUGCUUGGAGCAGUGAGUAGGUAACUUACUUGUGUAAUCCUAUAGUUAGCUGUCACAGGGUCCAGAUCACCAGGUUUGGGUAGCCUCCCUUAGGCACCUCCAAACCAUGCCCCACCCACCACCUUCAGAGGUAGCCUAGGAAUCCAGCCAUACAGGCAGCCCAGAGUGUCUCAGGAAAGUGACUUGGCCUUGACUGUCUUGGUUGGUCAGUUGGACCAGUAUUUUUUACUGGUUAAUGGACCUAUAGAAGGAAGGUAUGAUGGGUUCAGUAGCAUAUCCAAAUUCUAGAACUGGACCCCUAAAUAACCCUUCUUACCUUCCUCCCUAGCUCCUGCCCCUCAAAAGGAAACAAGUACAGGGAGAGACCCAGAAAAGUAGCAGCUGACAGCUGUUUGCAACUCUUUUCCUUAGUCAUCUUAGUUCUUAGAGCUCCUGGGAGAAUGUGGACCUGGUUCUUUCCUGAAGCACUUUCAACCGGUGCCCAGAUAUACUGACCUGGAGGUGAAGGGGACCCCCAGAGUGCCUAGCAAUACUUACAGGGGUUCCCAAGCACCCCUUCCCUUCAUCAUUUAAGGUGGCAUUUUCUAGUGGAAUAAGUCCUGGGCCAAAUCUCAGCCUCACACUAAGAAGCUGGUAUGUCCUUGAGCAAGUCAGUCCUGUGAGCAUGUUUUCUUCUUUAUUAAAUGAAGGCCUGGACUAGCUAAUCUACAAGAUCCUGUGCCUCUCUUCUUAAAAGAGAGCCUGACUGUUUGCUUGGUGGAUAGCAUAGGGGAAGGGGAGGAGGGAGGCUGACCCUGAGAAAGAUUAGACUCCCCCAUACCAGCUUCCUUCUCAGGCUGUACCGCAAACCUCCCCCUCUCCAAGCUUUCAGAAUUCAGAUUUGGGAUGCUUACUGCUUCACCUAGCCCGGCUGUGUGUUUGUCCCUCCCGGCAGCCUCCCAAACUGUGGCCUCUCUCAUGGUCCCAGUCCAUCUCCCAAAUGGUACAGCCCUACCAUUAAAAAUGUUCUCCUUAUCCCAGUUUACGGAUCAGCCAAUUCUUCCAUCACUUCCUCUUGACCCUCCCUGUGCCUCCUUGCCCCUGUAUCAUAGUCUUGUCUUUGCUGUAUAUAUUUGAGAUUAGUUUUUAUUCCUUGUGAAGAUGAUAUACUAUUUUUGUUAAGUGUGUCUGUAUUUAUGUGAGGCUCUGCAGGGCUGUCGUGUGGUGAACGCAUGGGGAGAUGGUUCCCCCAUCCCUAUUCCAACCCCCCACCCACCGGCCCUUUUCAGUGCCCUAGGGCGAGGGGAGACUGAUUACUUCCCAACCCAGGCCUAGGGUCUUCCCCCUCCCUCUUCCCCCAGCCCCUCAUAUCCUGGCUCUUUGAAGUAGUCUGUGUGGUGGUGGAAGUGCAGUUCAAUUAAUAAACUGUGUUUAAUUUGC
Gracilinanus agilis (Agile Gracile Mouse Opossum) is the source of this 2835-nucleotide messenger RNA. It is a transcript of the gene BCL2L1, whose product is annotated as BCL2 like 1. The record is from RefSeq and is a predicted model, not a curated record. The transcript has 3 exons. Gene Ontology annotation, biological process: intrinsic apoptotic signaling pathway in response to DNA damage; negative regulation of intrinsic apoptotic signaling pathway; extrinsic apoptotic signaling pathway in absence of ligand. NCBI's taxonomy places the organism in Eukaryota, Metazoa, Chordata, Mammalia, Didelphimorphia, Didelphidae. Gene Ontology annotation, molecular function: protein homodimerization activity; protein heterodimerization activity. Gene Ontology annotation, cellular component: mitochondrial outer membrane. Bases 196 to 879 code for a protein of 227 amino acids.